AUGCUUCUCAUUGCUCUGUUAUGUUGCUGUCUACACCUUCUUUCAGUGCUCUCACUGCUUGCAAAAUUUCAGCCAACUCUACGUGCCUCAGUAUUGGCUUACGGAAAGCUCUCUGAAACAGCUGAUCGCCCCACAUCUAAGUUAUCCUUGUGGAUCUCUCAACAGACUGUUCCCAAGGCGUGGUUUUCACAUUUUUAUUGGAUAGGGUUUUUCUUAUGUCUCAUCACCCUUCACAUCGGUCGACGACUGUACGAAGUCAACCUAGUUCAACGGCCGUCCAGACAAGCGAGAAUGAAUAUUUCCCACUAUUUUAUCGGCAUUGGAUUUUACGGAUCCAUGGUCUUCGCUGCUUGGCUAGAAGGAGCUGCCAAUUUAGGGGUUUGGGAAUCGUCACCUCAACCAACCGCCCUCUUGGAUACUCGCCAGCUUCUUCGUCCACAUGUCAUCCUCGCUAUUGUCUUAUUUGCCUACGCUUCAUGGCAUCAAUACGUCUGCCAUCGUAUUCUGGCUAAUAUUCGCAUGAAAGCUCGUCCUUCAACGUCUGCGGCUUCAUCAAGCAUAUACCAAAUACCACGUGGAGACUGGUUCGAAAAAGUCGUUUGUCCCCAUUAUUUGGCGGAUAUUUUAAUUUAUGUUUCAUUGUGCAUUCUCAAUCGACUGCAAAAUCUAACACUCAUGGCUGGUCUGCUAUGGACCAUCAUCAAUUUAUCUGUCACCGCAGGUGAAACCGAGCGAUGGUACAAAAAAUCUUUUGGCUCGAAAUACGCGAAUACAUUCGUACGUGGCCGCUGGAUCGUUCUCCCCGGUAUCUACUGA
Molecule: messenger RNA, 816 nt
Organism: Umbelopsis ramanniana AG
Lineage: Eukaryota; Fungi; Mucoromycota; Umbelopsidomycetes; Umbelopsidales; Umbelopsidaceae
Exons: 2
Coding region: 1-816 (271 amino acids)
Biological process (GO): dolichol-linked oligosaccharide biosynthetic process; polyprenol catabolic process
Cellular component (GO): endoplasmic reticulum
Molecular function (GO): 3-oxo-5-alpha-steroid 4-dehydrogenase activity
Source: RefSeq, a predicted model, not a curated record